Messenger RNA from Purpureocillium lilacinum, 1368 nucleotides. RefSeq lists its product as uncharacterized. Gene Ontology annotation, biological process: lipid metabolic process. Lineage: Eukaryota; Fungi; Ascomycota; Sordariomycetes; Hypocreales; Ophiocordycipitaceae. The record is from RefSeq and is a predicted model, not a curated record.
AUGGAGCAGCACCUGGUCUUUGACAGCGGCCUGACCCGCGCCGACCAUGUGGUGCUGAAGAACCUUGCCCACGACAUUGCCGCUGCCGACGCCGCACAGCAGCAGCUGCUCACCGUCCCGAACGACGAUGCUGUGGACCACGACUCGGGCAUCGGCUCCGAGGAGAGCUCUCAUCACGAGGAUGAAGCUGUCGACAAGCUCUGUGAGGAGAGCUCCGCCGAUGACACGGCCAAGGACGUUGCCCGGCUCAAGGCCAUGCGGGACCCGGCAAGCGACAAGUUCGAGCCAACAGUGCUGCUCACCGUUGACGAUUGCGCCUCAUACGUCUCGCCGGCGCUCAACAAAUACGUCCUGCAGCCGUACAUUUCCUGGGCCCGGAGGAUAACCCGGCACGAGACGGACGUUGCCAUGAUCACGCACCUCAUCAUCUACUUUACGACUUCGGUGCCGAGCGCCGUCCUCCUCUACAACCGCUUCUCCUACAUCCACGGCAUCCUCCACGUCGCCAUGCAGUUCUACUACCUCGGCACCUACACGCUCAUGAUGCACCAGCACAUCCACCAGCGGGGCAUCCUGGCCAAGCCAUACGGCCUCUUCGACAAGCUGUUCCCGUACUUGCUCGACCCGCUGAUGGGCCACAGCUGGAACACAUACUACUAUCACCACGUCAAGCACCACCACGUCGAGGGCAACGGGCCGGACGACCUGUCCUCGACGAUCCGCUACCAGCGCGACAGCCUCGCCGACUUUGCCCGCUACGUGGGGCGCUUCUUCUUCCUCGUCUGGGCCGACCUGCCGCUGUACUUUUUGCGCAAGAACAGGCCCGGCAUGGCGGUGCGCGCGGCGGGCUGGGAGUUUCUCACCUACCUGUUCUACUACACCAUGGCGACGCGCUUCGGCGGCAAGGCGACGCUGUUUGUGUACCUGCUGCCGUUCUUGAUCCUACGGCUGGGCCUCAUGGUUGGCAACUGGGGGCAGCACGCGUUUGUGGACGCAGAUGAGCCGGACUCGGACUUUCGGUCCAGCAUCACGCUCAUUGAUGUGGCGAGCAACCGGUUCUGCUUCAACGACGGGUACCACACCUCCCAUCACCUCAAUCCGCUGCGGCACUGGCGCGACCACCCCAUCUCCUUCCUGGAGCAGAAGCCGACGUACGCGAAAGAGGGCGCGCUCGUGUUCCACAACAUCGACUUCCUCAUGAUCACGGCGCGGCUGAUGAUGAAGGACUACGAGCACCUCGCGCGCUGCAUGGUGCCCAUGGGCGCGCAGAUCGACCUCACCAUGGAAGGCAGGGUCGCGCUGCUCAAGACGCUGACACGAAAGUUCAGCGACGACGAGAUUCGCGACAAGUUUCGCAAGAGGACGUGA